ACACAAAACACAAAAAGUGCUCCCUACUGUGUGUGUGUGUGUGAAAGCGUUGAAACGAAGAGAGAGAAAAAGAAGAGAAACUCAGUUAAUGAGAGUGUAACUCGGUGAGGUGAGCACUAAAAUCCCCAAUUAGAGCUCGCAAAUCUCUAGUUGAAUUUUAGUUAUGGGAGAAGAGGAGACAGUUACUGAGGUAGCGGAGGCGCCUGCUAAUGGAAAUGUGGCAGUGGAAGAUAAGGGUGACGCUAUUACCAAGGACUCGAAUGUGGAAAAGGAUGGAAGCAAGGAAGUGCAAGCAGAGAGCAAAGAGACUGAUAAAGACGAUGCUGAAAAGAUGGAUAUAGACAGAAAAGAGGCAAAAGAAACCAACGUUGAAGAAGAGGUGAAAGAAAGCAAAGAAGAAAAAGAGGCAGAAGAAAGAAAAGAAGAAAAAGAGGCAGAAAAAAUAAAAGAAGAAGAGGAAGAGGUGAACAAAAGCAACAAAGCUGAAGAAGAUGAGAAAGCUGACCAGGAAAUUGAAGUGGAGGAAGAGGUGAACAAAAGCAGUAAAAUUGAAGAAGAGAAAGCUGACCAGGAAAUUGAAGUGGAGGAAGAGAAGCAGGAACCCAAGAGCGACACGAUGGAAGAAGAUACGGCUGAAGAGCCAGAUAAUAAGGAUGAUGAGGAGGUUGAAAAGAAGGAGGUAGGUGGAGAGAAAAAGGAUAAAGAAAGCAAUGAAGAGUGUAAGGAUGAAGAAGGGUCUAAAAAGAGUGUUAAGUCGAAGGGGGAGAAAGACAAGAAAAGGAAACGAGAGGUUGUAAAGAAGAAGGAGAAGGAAAUAGAGCCAAAAACUCCUGCACCCUCAACAAUUGACCGUCCUGUACGUGAACGCAAAUCUGUUGAAAGGCUUGUUGCAUCUAUUGACAGAGAAUCCAACAAGGAAUUCCGUAUUGAAAAGGGUCGUGGGACUGCACUGAAAGAUAUUCCUAAUGUUGCAUACAAAUUAUCCAAAAGGAAGACUGAAGAAACAUUCAAAUUGCUUCACACAAUUCUCUUUGGAAGGCGUGGAAAGGCAGCUCAGAUCAAGAGCAAUAUUUCACGAUUUUCUGGCUUUGUGUGGCAUGAAAAUGAGGAAAAGCAAAAGAUGAAAGUAAAAGAAAAGCUUGACAAGUAUGUAAAAGAGAAGCUGUUGGAAUUCUGUGAUGUACUAGAUAUACCUGUUUCCAAAGCUACAUCAAGAAAGGAAGACAUAGUGACAAAGUUGUUGGACUUUUUGGAAGCUCCUCAUGCUAUGACUUCUGAGUUACUUGCUGAGAAGGAACAGUCAAGUAAAGGAAAAAAGCGUAAAAGAGAGAGCAAAAAAAGUCCUUCCUCGACAUCUGUUAGCUCGAAAGGUUCAACCAAGAGUGGAAAGAAAACUGAAACUGCAUCUCAAAAGGCUGAGAAGAAGAAGACUGUGCAUGAGUCAGAAGAUGAAUCUGAGCAAGAAGAUGACCACGAGGAGGAAUCUGAAGAGGAAAAGGCUAAUGGUGUUCCUGAGAAAUCUGAUGAUGAGAUGUCAGAGCAAGCUGAAAGUGAGAAGGAGAGUGAAUCUGAAAAUGAGUCCGAGGAGGACAGACAAAAGCAUAAGCAAAGUUCAAAUAAAUCUUCAACAAAGAAAGAACCUGCCGGGAAAGCUAAGACCAAGAAACCUGCAGUCGCUAAACUGCCUAGUCCUGCUCCCAAAAAGACCCCUUCAAAAUCACCAAAGAGCUCAAAGCACAAUGCUAGUACUGAUGCAAGUCCUAAAGUGGUGUCUGCAAAGAAGAAAAAAGCUGAAGUAGUUAAAGAAAAAUCUUCAAUACCAAAGAAGUCUAUUUCCAAGGAAAAUACUGGGAAAAAGAUUGUAAAGGGAAAAGACAAGAGCAAAGAAGAUAAAUUGAGACCAAGUGAUGAUGAACUCAGAAAUGCAAUUUGUGAAAUUCUUAAAGAAGUUGACUUCAACACGGCCACCUUCACUGACAUUCUGAAGCAACUUGCCAAGAGGUUUGAUACAGAUCUCACACCCAGAAAAUCAUCUAUAAAGAUUAUGAUCCAAGACGAGCUGACUAAACUAGCUGAUGAGGAAGAUGACGAGGAAGAGGAAGGCGAUGCUGAGAAGGAUGUAAAAAAGCCUUCUGGCAAAGGUGUGAAGGCCUGAAAACAUGGGUAGAAUGCAAUCACUGGAAAGGUACCCUACACUGUCGGUAUCAAUAUCCAACCUUUCUCUUCCUCGUGAAUUUGUGCCUUAUGAGUUCAACCAGCUGUAAUCUAUUCUUAAUGUCUCGUUUUUUCAAUUAACUCUUUGAGUAGGAUAUUGUAGAGCUAUAAGCACCUAAGCCUAGUGCCAGAUUACUGCUUGUAUAAACACAUUUGUAGUUUUAAUUUUAAUUUUUCUGUUAACUUAAUCGGCCGUCCUGAUCAUGUACUAUAAAUCUACAAGUAUAAAUUGUUAGAAUCAACAUGCAUUUGGGUCUA
Molecule: messenger RNA, 2472 nt
Organism: Nicotiana attenuata
Lineage: Eukaryota; Viridiplantae; Streptophyta; Magnoliopsida; Solanales; Solanaceae
Product: DNA ligase 1
Exons: 12
Coding region: 164-2155 (663 amino acids)
Biological process (GO): regulation of double-strand break repair; chromatin organization
Cellular component (GO): nucleus
Molecular function (GO): histone binding; DNA binding
Source: RefSeq, a predicted model, not a curated record